AUGAGUUGCCAGAUGUCCUGCAAGUCCAGAAGAGGAGGAGGCGGCGGAUUCAGGGGCUUCAGUAGUGGUUCCGCUGUGGUCUCUGGAGGGAGCCGGAGAUCAAAUACCAGCUUUUCCUGCAUAAGCCGCCAUGGAGGUGGCAGAGGAGGCUCUGGUGGAGGUGGCUUUGGCAGUCAGAGUCUCGUUGGCCUCGGAGGGUACAAGAGCAUCUCUAGUAGUGUGGCUGGCAACAGUGGUGGCUACGGUGGCAGCAGCUUUGGAGGCAGCGGUGGCUUCGGAGGUGGCUCUGGCUUUGGAGGAGGCCGAGGAUUUGGAGGUGGCAGCAGCUUUGGAGGCAGCGGUGGCUUCGGAGGUGGCUCUGGCUUUGGAGGCAGUCGAGGAUUUGGAGGUGGCAGCCGCUUCGGAGGAGGUGGCAGUGGCUUUGGAGGUGGUGGAUUUGGCGGAGGCGGCUUUGGCGGAGGCCGAUUUGGAGGUGGCCCUGGAGGUUUUGGGGGCCCUGGAGGAUUCCCUGGUGGAGGUAUCCAUGAAGUGUCUGUCAAUCAGAGCCUCUUGCAGCCUCUUGAUGUUAAAGUAGACCCAGAGAUUCAGAACGUGAAGUCUCAGGAGCGGGAGCAGAUCAAAACCCUCAACAACAAAUUUGCCUCUUUCAUUGACAAGGUGCGAUUCCUGGAGCAGCAGAACCAGGUGUUGCGGACCAAAUGGGAACUCCUGCAGCAGUUGGAUGUAGGCACCCGCACCGCAAACCUGGACCCCAUCUUCCAGGCCUACAUAGGCUCACUCAAGAAGUACGUGGACAGUCUUUCUGCAGAAAGGACCUCACAGGAGUCAGAGCUGAACAACAUGCAGGAUCUCGUGGAAGACUUUAAGAAGAAGUACGAGGAUGAGAUCAACAAGCGCACGUCUGCAGAGAAUGAUUUUGUGACCAUUAAAAAGGAUGUGGACAGUUGCUACAUGGACAAGACAGAGCUGCAGUCCAGACUGGACAUACUAGCACAGGAAGUCAACUUCCUGAGAACACUCUACGAUGCGGAACUGUCCCAGCUACAGCAGGAUGUCACCGACACCAACGUCAUCUUGUCUAUGGACAACAACCGGGACCUUGACCUGGACAGCAUCAUUGCUGAGGUUCAGAGUCAAUACGAGAUGAUCGCCCAUAAGAGCAAGGCUGAAUCAGAGGAGCUGUACCACAGCAAGUAUGAAGAACUCCAGGUCACCGCUGUGAAACACGGGGACAGCUUGAAAGAGAUCAAGAUGGAAAUCAGCGAGUUGAACCGCACAAUCCAGAGGCUGCAAGGGGAGAUAUCACAUGUGAAGAAGCAGUGUAAGGGUGUACAAGACUCCAUUGCAGAUGCAGAGCAGCGAGGAGAGCAUGCCAUCAAAGAUGCCAGGGGCAAGAUCACUGACCUGGAGGAGGCCCUACAGCAGGCCCGAGAGAACCUGGCCCGGCUACUGAGAGACUUCCAGGAGUUAAUGAACACCAAGCUGACCCUGGAUGUGGAGAUCGCCACCUACAGGAAGCUUCUGGAGGGGGAAGAGUGCAGGAUGUCUGGCGACUUCAGCGACAACGUGUCUGUGUCUAUCACGAGCAGCACCAUCUCCUCAUCUGUGGCAUCUAAGGCUGGCUUUGGCUCUGGGGGUCAAAGUUCUGGAGGAAGAGGGUCUUACGGAGGACGAGGAGGAGGAGGAAGCACCUAUGGCUCUGGAGGCAGAAGCUCUGGCUCCAGAGGAUCUGGAUCCGGAUCAGGAGGAGGCGGAUACAGCUCUGGAGGAGGCUCUAGGGGAGGAUCUGGAGGAGGAGGAUACAGCUCUGGAGGAGGCUCUAGAGGUGGUUCCAGCUCUGGAGGAGGAUACGGCUCUGGAGGAGGCUCCAGGGGAGGAUCUGGAGGAGGAGUCAGCUCUGGAGGAGGUUCUAGAGGAGGCUCCAGCUCUGGAGGGGCAGGAUAUGGCUCUGGAGGAGGCUCCAGAGGAGGCUCCAGCUCUGGUGGGGGAGGAUACAGCUCUGGAGGAGGUUCCAGAGGCGGCUCCAGCUCUGGAGGAGCAGUGUCUGGCUCUGAAAAGGGUGGUUCUGGGUCAGGGGAAGGUUGUGGCUCAGGUGUGACCUUCGCCUUUAGAUAG
Messenger RNA from Mus pahari (shrew mouse), 2115 nucleotides. RefSeq names its product keratin 2 (gene Krt2). Gene Ontology annotation, molecular function: structural constituent of skin epidermis. Gene Ontology annotation, biological process: intermediate filament organization; keratinization. NCBI's taxonomy places the organism in Eukaryota, Metazoa, Chordata, Mammalia, Rodentia, Muridae. The transcript is spliced from 9 exons. The coding region runs from base 1 to 2115 and encodes 704 amino acids. Gene Ontology annotation, cellular component: keratin filament. The record is from RefSeq and is a predicted model, not a curated record.